Messenger RNA from Agrilus planipennis (emerald ash borer), 1667 nucleotides. RefSeq names its product dihydroorotate dehydrogenase (quinone), mitochondrial (gene Dhod). The transcript is spliced from 6 exons. Gene Ontology annotation, cellular component: cytoplasm; mitochondrial inner membrane. The record is from RefSeq and is a predicted model, not a curated record. Gene Ontology annotation, molecular function: dihydroorotate dehydrogenase activity. Gene Ontology annotation, biological process: pyrimidine ribonucleotide biosynthetic process; 'de novo' pyrimidine nucleobase biosynthetic process. Bases 234 to 1436 code for a protein of 400 amino acids. Lineage: Eukaryota; Metazoa; Arthropoda; Insecta; Coleoptera; Buprestidae.
UUAAACUUGAUCAUAACCUCACAUAAAACAUCUGUUUUGGUCUGACUUUCGGCAUGUUUUUAGUUUCAAUCAUCUUUAAUUCAAAGUUAAUUAAAUCGUGUUAGUGUUAUUAAUCUUUUGUUUUGUGGUUUUUGACAAUGAUGAAUGAAUAUAUUUAUGAAAAAUUAACUAGUGUAACCGUCACUGUCGUCGCCUCAUUAUACAGUCAUUAAAAUGUAUAAAACUUCAUAAAGAUGUCCAGCAAAUUCUCCUUUUUAGAAAGAAUUCGUUCCCUUGCCAUAGUGUCAUUGGGAGGAUUUGGCGUUUUUGCUGCUUUUAGUAUAUACAAUGAAAACGAGAAGUUUUACAAACAGUUUGUACUUCCUGCAGUUUACAUCUUACAACCGGAGCAAGCCCACAAUUUGGCAGUAUUUGUAAAUAAACAUUCUCUCCUACCGCAAAGUUCUUUCAAGGAUCCUGAUGCCCUUAAAGUGAAACUCUUUGGAAAAGUGCUAUCAAAUCCUGUGGGAAUUGCUGCUGGUUAUGACAAACACGGUGAAGCAGUGAAAGGAUUGGAGAAGAUGGGGUUUGGAUUUGUUGAAGUUGGUUCUGUAACACCUGCUCCACAGCCUGGGAAUAAGAGACCCAGGCUUUUUAGACUUUUGGACGAUCAGGCGAUUAUAAACAGGUAUGGGUUCAACAGUGAAGGACAUGAACGGGUUUACAAAAGACUGGCAGAUGUGAGAUUUGCACAACAACAUAAUGGAGUUGUUGGUGUUAAUUUGGGCAAAAACAAGAGAAGUGCUGAUCCUGCAGAGGACUAUGUACAAGGAGUGAAAACAUUCGCCCAUGUUGCUGAUUAUUUGGUGGUGAACAUAAGCAGUCCAAACACGCCAGGAUUAACUCAACUACAAGAGAAACAGCAGCUGAAGAACUUACUGCGCAAAGUUGUCGCAGCGAGGAACAAAUUGCCAGCAGAGCACAAACCUCCCAUCUUACUCAAGCUGUCCCCUGAUUUAACAUCUGAAGAAUUACAAGACGUAGUCGAAGUGGUCAGGCAGAAAGAUACCCACGUUGACGGCUUCAUCGUUGCCAAUACCACCGUCAAGAGGCCUCACACUUUGAAGUCAUUCCAUUAUAAGAAAGAGCAAGGUGGUCUGAGUGGUCUACCCCUAAAGGAUGCAUCGACCAAAAUGAUCGCCGACGUUUACAGACUUACAAAUGGCAUGGAUAUUAUUGGUGUUGGGGGUAUCUAUAAUGGUAAAGACGCUUACGAUAAAAUAAGAGCGGGCGCUAAAGCAGUGCAAAUUUACACGUCUCUGGUAUACGAAGGACCAACGGUGGUAACAAAAAUUAAGCAGGAACUCGUGGAAUUAUUGCGGGCCGAUGGUUAUAAAAAUGUGACCGAGGCUGUGGGUGCUGACGUCUAUAAACGUCAGCCGAAAUGGAGCUUUUAAUGAUUAUUAGGAACGCUCAAAAUCAUGGCAUAUCAGAUAUUUGAAAUGUUAUACCCAUAAGAGCAGGAAAGAAGUCUUUGUUUUUUUUUUAAUAUUAUCAUGUAAUGGGUUCCCAUACCCCUUUUAUCCCCUACUUAUUUGAUGUACAUUUUUUUGUUAACGCUUAUACACAUUCAUAUUUUGCAAUAAUUAUAGGUCCACAAGAAAAUAAACUUAUCGCAUUGCAUAAUA